Aureococcus anophagefferens is the source of this 978-nucleotide messenger RNA. RefSeq lists its product as hypothetical. Bases 1 to 978 code for a protein of 325 amino acids. The record is from RefSeq and is a predicted model, not a curated record. NCBI's taxonomy places the organism in Eukaryota, Pelagophyceae, Pelagomonadales, Pelagomonadaceae. The transcript has a single exon.
AUGUUCACGGUCGCCAAGCACGACGGCCGCCUCGCGUUCGUCGACCGGGGCGGCUACCAGUCGCGCAACGCGAGCACCCGCUGGUGCAUCGAGGAGGCGGACCGCCUCCACGACUUCGGCGACUUCGACGCCGUCGAGGUCUGGACCGGCGACUGCGAGGCGUCGGCGUCGGGCUACUGCUACAGCCACGUGCAGAGCUUCGCCAACACGGUGCCCGACUUCAACUUCCACCGCUGGGCCGAGGCGGGCGUCGACGACUACGAGGCCACGUGCGCCGCGCUCGCGGCCGCGGGCGAAAAACCGGCGGCGACGGACCGCGCGGGCUGGAUCGGCGCGCUGAGCCACGGGUCAAGAAAGACUCUGCACGACCUUCGCGACCCGGCGCUCCUCGACGUGACGCUGAUGGAGUGGCGGCCCGCGGCGCCGGGAGCGACGCGGCUGCCCGCGUCGGCCUUCGUGAGCCUGCCGGACCUCGCGGCCAGAUACGCCUACCUCGUCGACGUCGAGGGCAGCGGCUACUCGGGGCGCCUGAAGUACCUGCUCCACAGCGGGCGGCCGGUCUUGCUCGCGGACCGGCCCCAUCUCGAGUUCUUCUACGAGCACCUCCGCGCCUGGGACCACUACGUGCCCGUGCGCCGCGACCUCGGCGACCUCCACGAGAAGAUCCGCUGGCUCCAGGCCCACCCGGCCGAGGCCGCGGCCAUCGCGCGGCGCGCGUCGUCGUUCGCGGCGCAGCACCUCACGCGCGGCGCCGCGGCGCGGCGCUGGCGCGACGUGCUCGCGCCCCACGUCGCCCGGCGCGCCGAGCGGCGGCGGAGCGUGCGCUGCGCCGCGGAGGAGGCCUGCGACGUCGUCUACCGCGCGCCGGACGGCAGCGGCACCGUGAAGCUCGCGACGCUCCGCGCGGGCGAAGCGGUGACCGUCGACGCGCUCCCGGGCCACGCGCUGCACGUCGGGGAGCGCGUAAUUCGGACGUAG